Messenger RNA from Sorex fumeus (smoky shrew), 1111 nucleotides. Its product is annotated as tripartite motif-containing protein 5-like. Lineage: Eukaryota; Metazoa; Chordata; Mammalia; Eulipotyphla; Soricidae. The record is from RefSeq and is a predicted model, not a curated record. Bases 106 to 1062 code for a protein of 318 amino acids. Gene Ontology annotation, molecular function: zinc ion binding. The transcript is spliced from 7 exons.
CUUUCUCUGGUGAAUCUGGCCUUCACUUUUCUCCAAAGGACCACAGCUUCUCCGUUGGGACCAGAGGGAACUGUGAAGAAAAGAUCCUCCUAAGUCAGAGUAACUAUGAGCAGAGGAGCAGCAGCCAUGGCUACAGAAAUCCUGAGAAACUUACAGGAAGACAUAACCUGCCCCAUUUGCCUGGAACUCCUGAGAGAACCAUUGAGCCUGGGCUGCGGCCACAGCUUUUGCCAAGCUUGCAUCACUGCGAGCAGCCAGGAGUCAAGUCAAGCAGGGAAGAACAGCUGUCCUGUAUGCAGAACCAUUUAUGAUCCUGAGAACAUGAGGCCUAAUCGGCAUCUGACCAAUUUAGUAGAGAGGCUCAGAGGGGUCAAUUUAAGCCAAGAGGAGGAAGAGAAGAAGGAUCUUUGUGAGCAGCAUGGAGAGAAGUUGCUGCUCUUCUGUAAGGAGGACUGGAUGUUCAUUUGCUGGCUGUGUGAACGGUCUCAGGAACACCGUGGUCACCACACGCUCCUCAUUGGGGAGGCAGCCGAGGAAUGCAAGGAAAAGCUCCAGGCAUCUCUAGAACAACUCAGAAAGAAGCAGCAGAAAGCUGAAGAAUUUGAAACUGCUCUCAGAGAACACAGUACUUCCUGGCAGAAUCAAAUAGAAAAGGAGAUUCAAAGUGUCCAGAAAGCAUUUAAAGAAAUAAGAGAUAUCAUGGAUUUGAAGGAACAAAAGGAGCUGCAAAAGCUGAGGGAAGAGAAGAAAAAAAUUUUCCAUGACUUGUUAGAGUCCAAGAAGGAGCUGAUUCAACAGAGCCAGUUCACAAGUGGUCUCAUCUCAGAUCUGGAGCACAAACUUCAGGCAUCUGCGAAGGAGAUGCUGCAUAAUGUGAAUGAUGUCCUCAAAAGGAGUGAGAACUUGACUCUGACAAAGCCAAAAUUUUUUCCCUUGGAAGGUCGCAAAGUAUUUCAAGCUACUGAUCUGAGUGGGAUACUGAAAGCAUUUUAUGAACUGAAAGAUAUUGAAUGCUACUGGGGUAAGGAAAAAUCACAUUAUCAUCAAAUUCUGUUCUCAUAGUAUUUACGAAUUUUUUGUUUUCUUGUAGACGUCAUGUUUCAAGACUCAU